GGCUCCCGAGGCGGCAGAAGCGGCGCGCCGCUGCGCCGGCGACCACCACCCGGGGAGGUCAGCGCCUGCGUCUCCUCCUCUGAGCACCAGCAGCCUCGCCGAGUGAGCGGAGGACUCCCGCUGGCGGACUGCCGCCCGAGCCGGCCGCCAUGUUGAAGCACGCCCAGCGCACGCGCAGACUGCGCGGACUGCCGCGGCCCGACUUCCGGCGCUCCAGGUUCCUGUCGCAGUCGUGGCCGGCCCGCAUCAACGAGAUAAAAUUUCGCGAAGCGGUGCCCGUCCACUACAAAAGAAGUUCUCCGAUGCCAGCUGGGAUGAAGCGGGAAAGCGGAGUCAGCUUAGAGUUCGAGGACUCGAUUCCCAGGGCGUCGACGUCGCACGAAGAGCUGGCUGCCGCGUCGAAGCGCCUGUCGUGCCUCUCGGACACCAGCUCGGCCUUCAGCGGCUCGGACAACAUGGCGAGCAGCCAGAGCCUGCUGGACGCAGAGGACCUGGACCUGUCCGACCUCGUGGAGUCCAGCGUCGACUCCGACGGCGACGACCUGACCAGCAGCUUUGAGAGUCUGACGUUUCAAGACACUUUGAAAGACUGCUUGGAAAAGGACCCUUCAGAACGGACGGAAAAAGACGUAGAAAUGUUGAUGGAAUUCACCAAGCAGCUUGACGCGUUCGCGAAGAUGACAUUGGCAGUGCAGCGAGCUAUUUGCAGUGUGAUGGUGUUUGCGGUUGUAGAGAGCGCCGGCACGGACCUGAUGCGGGAAGGUGACGAGAUAGACUCGUGGUGCGUCAUCGUGAACGGCUCGGUGGAGGUGGUGCAUCCUGGCGGAGCGACGGAGAAACUACACGUCGGCAACUGCUUCGGCGCGCGGGCGUCGCUGGAGAAGCUGAGCCACCGCGGCGUGAUGCGCACGUGCUGCGACGACUGCCAGUUCGUGUGCGUGCCGCAGAGCGACUUCUUCUGCAUCCUGCACCAGGGCGAGGAGAACAUCCGGCGGCACGAGGAGGGCGGGCGCGUGGUGCUGGUGACGGAGCCGCAGGGAGACCACCAGGUCGUCACACGGGGAACACCUGAAAAGUUGAUUAAGCAGCUAGUUGAAGACAAACCAGCAUACAUUGAAGAUUUCCUUCUGACUCAUCGGACGUUCAUCGACGAUCCUCUUCAAGUUACGAACCAGCUACAGAAAUGGUUCAGCGAGCCGAGCAUCAGGGACCGCGUGGCGAGGGUGGUGCUGCUGUGGGUGAGGAACCACCUCAACGACUUCGAGGCCAACCCCGAGAUGAUGGCCUUCCUGGAGACGUUCGUGUGCUGGCUGGAGCAGGAAGGGUUGAAGGGCGAGCUGGGCAUGCUGACGACCCUGCUGGAGGCGAGCUCCAGAUCGAGGACCUUGGUGCUGGCUCGGUCCUGCAGGGACGAGACCCUGCAGAUCUCCGUCAAGGGCGGCUGCGACCAGGGCUUCGGCAUAUUCAUCUCGCAGGUGGACAAGCACUCGAAGGCAGAGCAGGCGGGCUUCCUGCGCGGCGACCAGAUCCUGGAGGUGAACGGCCAGAACUUCGAGCUGUCGCCCGUGACGCACGACCAGGCGCUCAAGAUACUCAGGGACUCGACCCACCUCAGCAUCACCGUCCGGUCCAACAUCAUGGUGUUUAGGGAGCUGCUGCAGACGGCGGACGCGUCGCGACGCCGUGGCGGGAGAACGUCUGCGACGGGCGCCACGACGGCGGCGGUGGUGACGACGACGGCGAGUCUGCCCGCCCGCGUCUGGCGCCGCGACAAGGAGGGUCGUCGCGCGCGUCUGCAGCGGGUCCUGGCGCAACUCGGCCAGCCGCUGCUCGGCAUCCUCACCGAGCCCUUCAUCAUAAACGCAAGUCUCAUAGAAAGCAGCCUGGGUUCCAAACUGUUCAACGGCCACACCACAGCGGCGCUACCUUCAAACCAGAGCGCAGACGUUUCUCGCAAUACCUACACCAUGCAUAGUCUGAAGGUGUACAAGUCCGACCAGACGUUCAGGUACCUGCUGGUGCACGCGGAGACCACAGCGCUCGAAGUGGUGCGGGCGGCGCUGCGCGAGUUCGGCAUGGCUGAGGAGGGCACGGGCUUCUUCCUGUGCGAGGUGUCGGUGGCCGAGAGCGGCCUCACCAAGCAGAGCCGGCUGCCCGACCACCUGACCAACCUGGCCGAGAGGAUCUCCCUAAACAGCAGGUAUGUUUAUCACGCACAUGGUGUCAUCAAGCAGAGCCGGCUACCCGACCACCUGAACAACCUGGCCGAGAGGAUCUCCCUAAACAGCAGGUAUGUUUAUCACGCACAUGGUGUCAUCAAGCAGAGCCGGCUGCCCGACCACCUGACCAACCUGGCCGAGAGGAUCUCCCUAAACAGCAGGUAUGUUUAUCACGCACAUGGUGUCAUCAAGCAGAGCCGGCUGCCCGACCACCUGACCAACCUGGCCGAGAGGAUCUCCCUAAACAGCAGGUAUGUUUAUCACGCACAUGGUGUCAUCAAGCAGAGCCGGCUGCCCGACCACCUGAACAACCUGGCCGAGAGGAUCUCCCUAAACAGCAGGUAUGUUUAUCACGCACAUGGUGUCAUCAAGCAGAGCCGGCUGCCCGACCACCUGACCAACCUGGCCGAGAGGAUCUCCCUAAACAGCAGGUAUGUUUAUCACGCACAUGGUGUCAUCAAGCAGAGCCGGCUACCCGACCACCUGACCAACCUGGCCGAGAGGAUCUCCCUAAACAGCAGGUAUGUUUAUCACGCACAUGGCCUCAUCAAGCAGAGCCGGCUGCCCGACCACCUGGCCAACCUGGCCGAGAGGAUCUCCCUAAACAGCAGGUAUGUUUAUCACGCACAUGGUGUCAUCAAGCAGAGCCGGCUACCCGACCACCUGACCAACCUGGCCGAGAGGAUCUCCCUAAACAGCAGGUAUGUUUAUCACGCACGUGGUGUCAUCAAGCAGAGCCGGCUGCCCGACCACCUGGCCAACCUGGCCGAGAGGAUCUCCCUAAACAGCAGGUAUGUUUAUCACGCACAUGGUGUCAUCAAGCAGAGCCGGCUGCCCGACCACCUGACCAACCUGGCCGAGAGGAUCUUCCUAAACAGCAGGUAUGUUUAUCACGCACAUGGUGUCACCAAGCAGAGCCGGCUGCCCGACCACCUGACCAACCUGGCCGAGAGGAUCUCCCUAAACAGCAGGUACUACCUGAAGGCGUACGGCUCGACGGAGCCCCUGGUGCCCGACGAGCUGGUGCCCGAGCUGGCGCGGGACAGCAGGACGCACUUCCUGCAGCUGAACUGCGCGCAGGUCGCGGUGCAGCUCACGCUGGACGACUUCAGCGUCUUCAGGCAGAUUCAGAGCACCGAGUACGUGGACCACGUGUUCGGGCGGAACAGUCGCUACGGCACGCCGAUGCUGGCGCGGUUCGCAGAGUUGGCGAAUCGCGAGAUGUUUUGGGUGAUCACCGAGAUUUGUUCGGAAAUGAAUGUGGUAAGAAGAUCGAAGAUCAUCAAACAGUUUAUUAAACUCGCACGCGAGUGCAAGGCGUGCAACAACUUCAACUCCAUGUUCGCGAUCCUGGCCGGCCUGGGCUACAGGUCCGUGUCGCGCCUCAAGCUGUCGUGGGAGCGGCUGCCCGUCAAGUACCAGCGGCUCUUCUCCGACCUGGAGGAUCUCAUGGACACGUCCAGGAACAUGAGCAAGUACCGCCAGCUGGUCGCGAGCAAGAUGUCCAAGGGCCCCAUCAUUCCUUUCUACCCUCUCGUCACCAAGGAUCUGACAUUCAUUUGCGAAGGGAAUGAGACUUAUGUUGAUGGUCUUAUCAACUUUGAAAAACUACGGAAGUUUGCAAGCGUAGUGCGAACGUUGAACAACAUGUGCUCGAGUCCGUACGAUCUUUUUACUUUCCUAGAACAAGGUGGGCAGACGUCACAUGCCGCCAUGAGAUCUCUGAACCUCAACCUCACAAGCGGGACUUGUCAGCCGAGCGAAGACUUGGCCACAAUCAAGCGACGCAAAACCUCACCAGCUAUGCUAAACCCCAAGAAGAUGUUCGAAGAGGCCCAGAUGGUGCGGCGCGUGAAGGAGUACCUGAACAACAUGCCAGUGAUAACCGACGAGGAGAAGCUGUACGUGAUGUCCCUGAUGUGCGAGCCGCCCCUGAGGAAGAGACACCCUUCCCCGCCGCCCCCAAGAGGGGGCAGUGCCGGCGGCGGCAGGACCUCUCCAGCCGGCUCCAGCUCCAGCACAGGCAUGAAGCGCUCGCUGUCGGCGCGCAAGCUGCAGUCGCUGAGCGAGCCAAUCAGGAGCCGCGGUCCGGGGGCGCGGCGCAAAGGGAGCUCCCCCGCUUCCCCGGUGUCGACCCCCGCGCAGCCGGCCGCGGACCGGCGCGGCAAGACGGCCAGCGAUACCGUGCUCGAGCACGUGCAGACCUGAUGCCGAAAUUGUUGCAGUCUAAGAUGAAAAGAAGAGAUUGACGUAGCUGCAAGUCCGUCUGGUACGGUGCUGAUCUCUUAGCAGUUGGAACGCUUCGUUCUCAAGAAACACAAUGAACUGCGAUGUGACAACAAUCUACUUAUUAUAGUAUUUAUCGCACACUGAAACUGAGUUCCUUGAAAAGUACAACUUUGUUUUGUUUGAAAUGAAAAAAAAAAAAAAAAGAGAAGGAACAUUAUUAGUAAUGUGUCGUUUAAGAACCAUUUUUGUGCCAUUACAUUAACUUUGAGUGUUUGAAAUAAGCAAAAAUAAACUGUUACUUGUAUGUUUAUAGGUGAGUCAUUGUAAAGUAAAAACAGAUUAUAAAAUUAUCAAACGUUUAUCAAUGAUUAUGAAAAGUGAAUACAUUUCGUAUUUUAAUUCUGAAUUUAAAUAUAUUUGUUGUAGUUAAUUGUAGGAUAUAAAUACAUACGUGAAUCGAUGUUGAUCCUUGCUUUAUUGUUGGUUAUUAAUGUAAGUUAUAAGACGUGUAAAUACUAAAGUAAAUAAUUUAGAGUAUAUCUGGCAUUAUGAACAAUGUUGUUUAUGGUAUUUUUGGUUGUUUAUUUUCUGUAUAUAAAUUUAGAGAAUACGAAAGUUCCUUUCUUAUGCUGGAGUGGAUAGUAUGUUAUGGCUUACACACUAAUCGAUCUUAAAUAUGUAUUUUUUUAAGUUGGACUGGAAAACAUUAAUCUAGCGUUAGCAGUCACAAACGAUCCGUCUUUGAUAUGGCUCGAAAUUCCGUUCCGUUGCAAAGCGUUCUGAUGUACUCAGCUCGGUAUGUAUAUUUAUACAUAUAUAUAUAUAAAUGUAUGUAUAUAUGUACACUAAUAUUAUAAAGAGGUAAAGUUUGUAAGUUAGUAAGUUUGGAUAUAGGGAGUAAUCUCUGAAACUACUGAUCAUAUUCUUAGAAUUAUGUCACUAAUAGGAAGCUACAUUAUCCCUGAGUGCUAUAGGCUAUUUUUUAUUCUGAUUAGGAUGAGUUUUCAGUAAGAAAUCACAUUAACUGUAAUUGGAGUCAGAAAAAACUAGCCGUAUGGUAGAUUUAUCUGCGUGCGCUGCCUAAAAGUUUUAAAUUAAAGAAAUAAUAUGUACAUCAAAUAAAACUAAUAAAAUGUAAAUAUAAAAUA
Molecule: messenger RNA, 5596 nt
Organism: Bacillus rossius redtenbacheri
Lineage: Eukaryota; Metazoa; Arthropoda; Insecta; Phasmatodea; Bacillidae
Product: rap guanine nucleotide exchange factor 2-like
Exons: 21
Coding region: 150-4427 (1425 amino acids)
Biological process (GO): positive regulation of GTPase activity; Ras protein signal transduction
Cellular component (GO): apical plasma membrane; plasma membrane
Molecular function (GO): protein binding; guanyl-nucleotide exchange factor activity
Source: RefSeq, a predicted model, not a curated record